AUGUAUCUUCUGAAAAAACGGUUUGAACUGAAUCAUGUAGGGCGGAUAAGCAGUGUAGCUUUGCUGAGGAACCCCCCCCUCAGAUCACUGAAAAUACGAGUGAAGAAUUUUGCAUACGCAAGAAGCAUAUACGAAUGCAGUACCUUGGAAGCGGGUGUGAAGCAUGCUCAUAGUUCUCCAGGUGUAAGUGUGAAGACAACAUUGGCACCAAAGUUCCUGCCCCAUGGAAGUGAUGCCAGUAGUAAAUAUAAUGAGAAUCUACGUAGUGUAUUUUUUUCCAACAGCAUGGAUGAAGUGAAAGACUAUUUUGAUAACAAUUUUAACGAAAUGAAAAACCAUGAAUAUGUGUAUUUGUUAUUUAAAAUGUAUGAAAUUAUUUUUUUAAAUUUUUACAAAACGUACGAAUCUUGUGACAUUUUGAGGCUGGACAAUCCGCAGUUCAAAUUUAUAACCCUUGACCAGUACGUAGAUGACUGGGUAGGGAGGUAUGGCCGUAGCAGCCGCAAGAGGGACAUAGCGACAGUAGGACAGAAUGAAAUUAUAUUUUAUGAAAAUGAUGAACAAAAUGGCAUUUGUGAUAAAAUAUUUGAUAGCGAGGGGUGUAUUGCACCCAAGCAUGUAAGCCAUGGAGAAGAUGCGGAGCAUAAGACGUGGAACGAUGCUGAACGAUUGAACGGGGGGAACAGAGAAAUGCACCACAUGGAAGAACACGCCUAUGUAGUAGAUACUGCCAACCUAGACGGCACUGCUAACCACAGUGGAAGCAAGUAUUAUUCUCCCCAGGUUAAUCUUAACACACUGAUGGACAUACACCUUAACUACGUGCAGUAUAUAGAAAAAUUAAACAUAAAAGAGAGCACAUGGAAGGAUUACGUAUCGUCCUUUAUGACAGAAAAGUACGAAGAGUUGUACAGAAAUGUGCUAAACGUAAUUUAUAAAAGGAUUUUUUUUUUUUCGUGCAAAGAUAUUAUUAACUACCUCUAUGUAACGAAAAGGAUCAACCUACUGUCCAUAAGGGAAGUCAGUAUGUUAGCAGAAAACGUGAUUUUGCAAAAUAUAAAGUACCUGGAUGAAGAUUCCCUAGUGAAAAUAGGCUACAUAUAUUUGAACAACUCCAACAAGGAGAAAAACAUUCAUCACAUAGGAAGAUACGGAAGUAAAAACUUCCUAGAAACGUACUUAAGCUUAGUUCAAAUUAAGAUAAAAUCAAUGAGUAAUGAGAAUUUUGUGAAAAUACUCGAAUACGUUAGUAGUAACAAUUACAAGCAUAUUCAGAUUUUUAGAGACUUAAAAACGGAAGUGUAUAAGAGGCAUAAUAAUCUGACGCAGGAACAGAUGGUGAAGCUCUUUUUUUUGUACUCUCAAAAUAUGAAUGCGGCGGAUGAUAUUUUGAUGCGUAAUUUUCUGAAGGCCAUAGUUGAUAUAUUUUCACAUGAGGGGGAGGAUUGCCAGAAGGAACGCGAUUUGGAUAAGUUGGACCAGAUAGACAAGUUGGGUGAAGAAGGAAAAGGGGAAAGGCACCCCGCGAUUGGCAUCCCCCUGUCUGUACUGCUGAACGGAAUAUGGACGAGUGCCAAGCAUUUUAAGGAUUACCCUGUUUUGCUGGUAAAGAGCGAAAAGGUAAUUUUAGAAAAUAUAAAAAAUUUUAGCGCCAGCACUGUUAGCAUGCUCAUAUGGGCUUACAGCACGGUCGAGGGCAAAAACCCCCAAGUGCAGUUCAGCAAUGAGUUAUAUUUCGAGUUGAAGGAGAGAGCCCUGGAGUUGCAUCAGCACAUGACUCCCAAGCAGCUAUCCAACAGUGUGCUUGGGUUAGCAAUCACCGUUGGGCGGACGGUGAGUUGGGAUGGGCGCGUGGACACGGAGAUGCAUGACGUGGUGGAGCAGCACCUAUUGCGUGUGGGGGGAGGGACGGAAAAAGGGGUUAGCAGGGUUGGGCGUCAGCCAAAAGUUCGUGUUGCAGAAAGGACUUUCCUAAACCUGUUCACAUCAGAAGACUUGUCAAACUUGUGCUAUGCCUACUCGCUUGUUCGUAGCGGUAGCAGAGAACUGCACAGUCUUAUCCAGUCGGCUAUAUUGAAGAACCAGAGUGAUUUGUCGCCCCAGGAGAUUGCAAAAAUAGCGUACGCCUAUGGAAACAUGUACUUCUACGCAUCGUAUACUCUACUGAGCUCAUUACAGUAUGAAAUUUUGCAACGGAUGCACCAGUUUUCUCACCACGAAAUAUGUGACAUUCUAUGGUGUUAUUGCGUGAACAGAUUUUUAGACGCCAAUUUUUGGAAGUGUAUGUUGCGUGCAAUUGAUAUGGAAAAGUUAAGAGACUCUCGUUGCUGUUUGUUAUACUCUUGUUUGUCUUAUGUGAAUCUGAUCGAUUCGUCCAUCCUAGAUUCGUACAACACGUUGCGGGUGUUUCACUUGGUUAUUGAACACUACUGGCGAUUUCAGAUGGCAGAAUACCUUCACAGGUUCGCGGACGAUGUGGUGGAUGCAAUGUACAAGGAGAACACGUUGGUGCAGGUGAAGAGUGACAGGAAGGGCGUGAGUGGGGAGCAGGGGAUGGAAGCAAAUAUGCAUGGUAGCGAGCGGGAUCACCCCUUCAAAUGUGUUAAGAAGGCAUAUGAUUAUGAAGGUUUCCUAAUUGAUAUCUACUUCGAACACAUGAAUAAGCGUUAUGCCGUGUUUCUUUAUAGCGCACUCAACACAAGUUCGGAUGGGUACCCCUUGGGAGAGAGUGUGCUGAAGGCUAGGUAUUUGAGGAGGAAGAACAUCAGGACGGUUCAUUUGCUUCACAGCAUAUGGAGCGAGUGCCGUGGGAAUCGAAUCGAUUUAAUCUAUGCUCAGUUGUGA
This is a messenger RNA of Plasmodium fragile, 2844 nucleotides long. RefSeq lists its product as uncharacterized. The coding region runs from base 1 to 2844 and encodes 947 amino acids. The record is from RefSeq and is a predicted model, not a curated record. NCBI's taxonomy places the organism in Eukaryota, Apicomplexa, Aconoidasida, Haemosporida, Plasmodiidae. Gene Ontology annotation, cellular component: mitochondrial matrix; ribonucleoprotein granule. Gene Ontology annotation, biological process: mitochondrial RNA processing; regulation of mitochondrial mRNA stability. The transcript has a single exon. Gene Ontology annotation, molecular function: RNA binding.